AUGCUCAGAUCGAGGCUCACGGACACUGUCGACUCUCCCAAUGUCACGGCCAUAUUGCAUAGUCCAGAGGCUCGAAAAUUGCUUGUCGCUAAGGGGAAUGGUGACAUAGAGAUCUAUUACCGCGAACACGAUAAACUAAAGCUUUACCAGACAUAUCCGGAGCUUCUACAAAGCUCUGAGACAGAGGAGUCCCGUAUCUUUGGCCUUUACGAGUCGUACGAGCUGUCAACAGUUUUCGCUAGAUGCGAUAAAUCACUUCUAUUAUUCAAUAGCACUAAUUUGCACCAAUAUGAUAGAGUUGUUGAUAGAAGAGGUAUUGAGAAUUGUUGGGUAUUUGAAGUAUGCUUACUAAGCUCCGACGAGAAGAGGACUUUCCUCAUGUAUUCAAUCAGGAAUACUCCCAAAUUGAGGAUGCUUAUAUGGAAGGGAAGGGCGUACAAGAAGAUCGUUGAAGCAACCCUAUCAAGAGACAAAGAAACCGUUCAAUCAGCGCAGGCUGGAAAAAGCGGUAUCUUGAUAGCGACUAACCUGGGCGUUUAUCACUGGUCCUAUGGUGAAUCUGUGCUUUCGAGAAUAGAAAAAAUCGUUAGACGAAGAUACCCACAAGACCCAAUGCGUUUACUAGCUGACCUAAAAUCACUAUGCGAUAAGAAAAGUGAAAAAAGUGAGGUUUUGAGUGAUGCGCAGUCGUACAAGUCAAGUAGUCAACUCACUAAGAAAUCAAGCAUUCUGAAUUUCUGGUCAAGGGAUCAUCGGAGAAGAGCUCGACUUGACACUGUACGAUUUUUGUUCAGUCCUGGUAUCGAUGAAAAUCUUCUGCUGGAUGGUAUGACAAAUAACCUUUUCACCUUGGAGAUGACGAACUCACAACUUCCUUAUAUGAUUGCAUCAAAUCACACUCAAUUUGCUGUUUGGAACAGCAAUUUCUCGCAUAUCCAGUAUCUUUCAUUAAAUCUUCUCAUGAUGAACAGUGAUAGUACGGUCAGAUUUGUUGACUACGAAAAUGGAUUCAUAUUUCUGGAGCAAGAAGUUCCUCAAGGCGUGAAAGAAGUCAAGAGUAUUGACGCUUCACAUUUUAUCGUUCUUACUGCAGGCGGACAAUUACAACUAUAUCACUUUAAAGUAGAUGACGGCUCUGAGGAUAGUUUUGAAGACGACGAGUCUAUUUGCGGUUUGCAGUACGAUUCUGAUUUUUAUCAAUUGUGGAGAAAAGUUUUGUUUUAUGGGUUUUUCCUAGCUUCUCCAGAUCGGCUAGAGUUAUGCUCUUCCGAUAAUACAGAACAAUCGCUAGAUAUUUGCGCACUCAAAUUGAGGGACCUAACAGUUAUGUGGUGCCUGGAGAUUUUCGACCGUCUUCCUAGCCAUACGAGCCUUCCGUCCAAACACAAUCGCGUUGAUGAGAAUUGCUCCAAACUAGAAUCACUAAUCGUCGAAAAGAUAACAGAUAAACUUAUAGAUUUUUGGGCUCCACCACAAUUGAUCAUUCUGAAGACUUUCCCACCAAAUAUUGCUCGGCUGGUUGGAGAAAUCACUAAUCAAGGGCAUCAUUGCAUGCUAGAAGAAAGUGAUUCUAAGAAAAGUUAUCAUUUAUCUCAAGAUCUUCUGAGGAAGUCGCUCCUUCCUUAUCUCAUUCAAAUUAGGAGGCCACUCAAAUUACUACUAAAAGAAGACAAUGUAGUGUGGGAGUAUUCCGGAAGAAAGCUUAAAGUUGGGGUGGAUUUCUUUUUAAUAGACAAGCACGACUCUGCAAAGGUUUCCACCUUAUUAGCUUUGAUCGAUACUGUGCUCUUUAUGACUUACCUGCUGUAUUUCCCCAGCAUGAUUAGCCCUUUCCUUUCGGUGGAUAGUAUGUGUGAUUACAGCACGGUGGUGAAGGAACUCCGCAAGCGUCAUAUGUUUCAAGACCUUGUUUGCUUUUACUUCCAAAGGAAAGAGCAUACAGAAGCACUUAAGUUUUUGACGGAUCUCGCAGAUGAUCUUCCCCAGGAGCCUAAUAAGCAGGAGUUGCAGAGCGGUGUCAAGCUUUUAGUUAUUGACUAUCUCAAAAAGCUCUCUGACGAAAACCUGAAUCUAAUAUUUCAGUACAGUGAUUGGCUUUUGGAAAGAUCCAGCUCGAAGAGAUCUACGCUUGAAAGCAUAUUCAUCAAUGACUCUCCAGCUUAUGCAACAAGAAAUCAUUACGAAGUCUAUCGCUAUAUCGACAGGCACGACCCCGAGCUGGCCUUGGAAUACCUUGAGUUCGCUAUUAGUACCUUUCGGUUACAAGAUAUCAAGCUACACACAACAUUGAUCAAAAGAUAUUUUGAAAAUUUGGAUGAUGCCAAAGUAAGACUCAAACUGAGAUCCAUAUUAGAGACAACCUCUGCUUACGAACCGCGGACAAUCUUGAGGCUACUGGAAGAAAAUAGCGCCACUGGUGAGAAAGCCUUAUCUGAUGAAGAAAAAAACUUUCUCGAGUAUCUCAAGAUAUUUCCACUACAAAAGUUGAAAAGUUUCAAACAAGCGGUUGAUAUCUUAUAUGAGAAACUCUCUGAUUACAACAGCACAUCCGUAUUUUGUGAAAAAGUUUACGAGAAUAACACACAAGAAGGCCAAGAAAUCCUUGAAUACCUAUUCAAAAAGAUAAUAGCAUCCACUCAAGAGCCUCAGAACCCUCAAAUUGCAAAUUUUAUCCGGGAACAUGGAUCGAAACUCAAUGUCGUUGAUGUUUGUAAGUUAUUGCCAAGUAACCUCAUGCUUUCUGACUUGAAGCAAGUACUGCUGCAAACAAUAAAACUCCACUCGAUCGAGAAAGAUAGUGCAAGGGUUAGAAGAGGUCUUCUUCAGGCGGAUCUUGUACUGAAAAACAACGAGCUGAAUAAAAGCUUGUCUAAAUACGUUGUUUUGGAUGAAGGUUAUAAAUGCCCCAUUUGCAAAAAAUCGUUUUCGAGCUUCACCACAGAUACAGCGCUGUGGUUUACCAUUGAUGGUAGAGAUGUUGUAGUGCACUAUACUUGCGGCAAGACUUUGGAGGCAAAGAUUCAAAGUAAAUCUGCCAAGGCCAAAAUAAGAGGCACCCGAACCGUAUCAGACCUCAAAGGGUACGAAUAA
Molecule: messenger RNA, 3090 nt
Organism: Torulaspora delbrueckii
Lineage: Eukaryota; Fungi; Ascomycota; Saccharomycetes; Saccharomycetales; Saccharomycetaceae
Gene: VAM6
Product: Vam6p
Exons: 1
Coding region: 1-3090 (1029 amino acids)
Biological process (GO): intracellular protein transport; vesicle-mediated transport; endosomal vesicle fusion
Cellular component (GO): cytoplasm; fungal-type vacuole membrane
Source: RefSeq, a predicted model, not a curated record